Closterium sp. Naga37s-1 is the source of this 2108-nucleotide messenger RNA. Lineage: Eukaryota; Viridiplantae; Streptophyta; Zygnematophyceae; Desmidiales; Closteriaceae. The record is from the annotation of a GenBank genome assembly.
AUGUCACCGCUCGUUCCGUCGUACCACCAGGUCCAGCAAUAUCCGUUCCUGAAUGUGCUCGAUCCCAUGGGCUGGCCGAACAAGCGAUUAAGGACCUCCUACGCAAACAGCGCCGCGGCAGCAGAGCCCUCGCGCCGCAGCUGGGUUGCUGUCCCGAGCUUGCGCCAUGCGGAAGCCGCAAGCGGAGGGCGACGCGCUGCGUCUGAGAUUGACGACUGCGCGACUGCAUGUCGGGGGAAGGGAGGUGCGGACGCGCCGCCGCUUCCUUCCGCCUCUUGCCACAUCGAUCGUCUUCCCGUAGGUUUCCCCGCGCCGCGACCUCACGCUUCGCCCGCUUUCCCUUCCCAGCACACCUUUUCCCCUCCCCCCUCCGUUUCCCCCAAUCUCCCAGCGUCCUCCUCUUACGCGCACUUUAAAUCCAUCCCCUUCAUGCUUUCCCUUUCCGUUCGAUUUACCCUCAUUCCUCAUCCGUCCGACGCCUCCACCCUCCCUCCCUCCCGCUUCCCCCUCCCCGUCCCGCUCCCCAUCCCUGCGUUUACCUGUCGAUCUUUUCCCAUCCCCGCUCGCUUCCUUUCCUCCCAUCUCUCCUCCUUUUCCCCCGACGAGCUCGUCGCGACUAUCUUGCGCGCCGUCUUCAAGAAGGCGCAAUCGCUUUCCGACAUCGCCAGCCUGCUGCUAACGGAUACUCUGUAUGAGCUGUUUGGAGGGGAGAAGCCCGCUGGAUGGAGUAUAGAGGAGGAUGAAGAGGAGGAGGAUGAGGAGGAGGAUGCGGAGGAGGGGGAGGAGGAGAGUGGGGACGAGGAGGAAUGUGAGGGUCCAGAGGAGGAUGGGAAGCAGAGAGGCGCACAGGAAGACUUCAGCGCCCACCUCACCCAGAUACUGCUCUCCUCCCUCCUCACUUACACUCACAACCACACACACUGUCCCCUCUCUCUGCAGCUCGCGUUUCCCCUCCCUUCGCCGCCCCAUCGCAUCCACUCAUUUCUUGCCAGCUGGCAUGCCAUCCGCCCGCUUAUUGCGGGGCGCCGUUGCUGCGGCAGCCCAGCCUGUGGCAGGCCUGAGACGAGGGUCGGGGAGUUCCGAACCAGUGUUAGCACUCAAGUCUUCUCUCCCCCCGUCCCUCCCCACAUCCCUGCCCUCCCCCCGCCCCUCUUGUUCCCUUUUCCUGCCCCUUCCCUCCCCCCGCCCCUUCUUCCCCUUCCCCUCAACCCCCCCCCCACCCCCCCACCUCUCCUUUCCUCCUCCGCCUCCUCCUCUCCUCCCCCCCCAAACCCCCCUGCCUCCGCCCAUCUCCCUGCGCAGGCCUCAACCGGGGCAUAUUUGGCAUGCCAUUGGCCAAGCGGGCUUAUAAUUGAGCGCCUGGAGGAAUUGAACCCGCGACCUCCCCUUCCGCUGGCCCUUCCCCCUUCCUCCCCCCCCCCAGGCCUCAACCGCGGCAUAUUUGGCAUGCCAUCGGCCAAGCGGGCUUAUCUGCACGCAAUAAUUGAGCGCCUGGAAGAAUUGAACCCGCGACCUCCCUUUCCCCCGCUCAUUCCCCCCCUCCUCUUCCCCUUCAAGCAACACAGGAGCCAUCGCGGCGGCCACUUCUCUCCUUCUUACCUUCCCCCCACCUCCUCUUCCCCAGCAAUCAGAUCACAGGCCAGCCAGUGGCGGCUGCUGCCAGCCAGUGGCAGCACCAUCGCCAUUCUCGGCUCCAAGCGCACACCAAGCUUCUGCCUCUAUCACAGGCGAGUGGCGGCUGCUCUACAGCACCAUCGCCAUCCUCGGAUCACAGGCGAGUGGCGGCUGCUAUACAGCACCAUCGCCAUCCUCGGCUCCAAGCGCACCAAGCUGGGCCUGAGAGACUUCAUUUCUCUGGGAGACUUCAUCCAGAUUGUAGACAAGGACACAAGGCGAGCAGCCAACGCGGUGGAGUUCUCAGUGAGAGGCCUUGGGCUGCUGUCGGGGAAGCUCACCAUUGAAGCCACGUACACGGUUUCCUCUCCCACUCGGGUGGAUAUCAGAUUUGAGAGCUCCAGCAUCGUACCAGACCAGUUGAACAAGCUGUUUGAGAAAAACUAUGAUCUGCUACUUCGGAUAUUCAACCCGGAUGGAUGGCUUGAGAUAAC